Molecule: messenger RNA, 946 nt
Organism: Medicago truncatula (barrel medic)
Lineage: Eukaryota; Viridiplantae; Streptophyta; Magnoliopsida; Fabales; Fabaceae
Exons: 1
Coding region: 276-734 (152 amino acids)
Source: RefSeq, a predicted model, not a curated record
UAAAAAUACAUCCACCUCUUAAGCUUAUCUCUAUCUAGACCGUUUGGUAAGAAAAGAAGAACCUAGGUUGAACUGUUUGGUCCCAACAUAAAAUAUAGUGACACAAUAAUUGGUCGGUCCCAUCCAUAUAUGUAUUUUCAGGUGUUAUAAAAGCUGAAUUUGGCCAAAGUGCCUAAAACUUCAAAAUUUAUCCAUUGCUUUAAUGUCCUAGCUCUCCCACCCAAUAAACACCACCAACACCAAAAACCUUUAUUUGAACACACAAAGCACAAACAAUGCCUUUGUUAACCGAUGAAUUGAAGUCCAAAGCUGAGGUGUAUUAUGGUGACAAAGUUUGCAGGGAGAAGUUCUCUCUUUUGCUAGCAGAAAAAGGUCUACCAGAUGGAUUGUUAACCAUACAGGACAUUGAGGAAUGUGGGCACGUGAAGGAAAUAGGCUUUGUUUGGCUCAAGCUUGGGAAGAAGAUGGAGAGCAAGUUUGAUAACAUCCUUGUUUGCUAUGAUUCAGUGGUCACUGCUUAUGUGGAGCCAAACAAGAUCAAGAAUCUUACUGGCGUUAAGGCUAGAGAUUUCUUGGUUUGGUUCACCUUGCAGGAGAUUUAUGUCAAGCCAGUUAAGAAAGGUGGAUCCUUCAUCACCUUCAAGUCUUUGGUUGGUUUGUCCAUGUCAUUUCCAGUGUCAUUGUUCCAAGCUGGGAAACUUGAAGACAAGGAAAAUCAAAUUGUAAUUAAUUAAUUAGUGCAAAAACUGGUCAUGAUAAUUAUUCACAUCAUAUUAUGCUUGACGUGAUGCACUUGUAUAUAUAUUUUUAUUAUUAUUUGUUGUUUGUAGUUUAUUGAAAAUUGGGAACCUCUGUAAAAUGAGAGGGUACCGGAAAAAGAAUAUGCUAAGCAAUAUUUGUUCCAUAAGAAUAUGCUUAAUAAACUGCUUAUUGUCCUCUUUCCAAA